AUGGGCCCUUCUGCGGAUAAUCAUGCACUAGAUCAAUUAGAUGAUGGUAAGAUUGAGUUGUAUUCUAACAGCGAUGAGGUGAAAGAAGUGCAAAAUAAUCCUGAUUUGGGAACGUACAACAAGGAUGAAGUGAAAGAUCCAACCAAUGAUGAUUUGCAUUAUGAAGUUUCAAACCCGAACCUGUCCCGAAAACAGGCUACCUCAAGCUUGACCUUUAGUAGUCAACCUCUUAAUGUGCUUGGUGGGGAAAAUGGUGGUCGUGGAGAGAUUACAUCAGCUUGUUCCUGGAAUUCCUUCACUGAUGGAAAGUUUCGAGAAGAAGAACAUAAUAAGUCUUGUGUGGUUCUUGAAAUUCGGAAGCAUGUUAGACCCACUGGUAUUAGAAAGAUUACAUUUAAAUUCAGUAAACCGAAUGACGAAUGUGAUACUGACCUAGUUGUUAAGCCCUUGGCCGAGGACAAAUUUAAUGAGGACCUUUAUGAUAAUAAAAUUUCCCUAUCUGCUGCUGAUGGUUUAUCCAUCCAUUGCUUCCAGAAUGAUGACUGGAUUGCUUUGAAGAACUCAAAGGUAAUAUUAGGCAUAGUUGAUGGAGAGUGUCUUGACCCAAGAAGUCUUUCCUCUUGUCCUCCUAACAUGGAAGUGAGGAUGUCUAAGAAAAUAAUUCUAAAUAAUUACCCUUCAAAUGUUAAGAAGCUUUUGUCCACUGGUAUAUUGGAAGGAGCUAGGGUUAAGUAUUUAUCUAUGUCUAGUGAGGAGCUUCCUGGAAUUAUAAAAAGCGGCGGAUACUUGUGUAGUUGUUGUGUUUGCAACUUCUCGAAAGUGGUUAGUUCCUAUGAGUUUGAACAUCACUCUGGUAGCAAGACAAGACAUCCAAAUAAUCACAUAUACUUGGAGAACGGGAAGCCGAUUAAUAGCAUAAUUGAAGAACUGAAAAAUGCUCCUCUGAGCGCAGUGAAUACAGUGAUAAAGGCUAUUGCUGCAAGUCUCAUACACGGACAUGAUGUAGUCUGUGGAGAUAGCGCACACCAGUAUUGUGGCAUGUCGCACUCCACCAACUCUGCAAGACACUCUACUGAGGGAGGAAUCACUUAUCCUGAUGCAUAUCUUCGUUCUAGUGUAACAACCUUUAAUCAGCAAGGCUAUGUAGAUGCCCUAGUUGAACAGAAGUGUCCAAUCAAGAAGCCAAGACAUAACUACUAUGGCUCUUUUUGGGGGCAUAAGAAGACCGCGGAAGUUCUUUGCUUUUCUUGUCGGACGCCUUGGUCUAAUGUGUGGUUGAUGUACAAUAGGGACAACGAUUUGCACAAAUUGCUUUUUAUGCCAAAUGGACUGGCGGAUGGGACCAGUUUGGCUUAUUACUCUAAAGGAGAGAGGAUUCUUGGGGGUUACAAGCAAGGAAAUUGCAUAGUUUGUAGUUGUUGUAACUUUGAGAUUAGUCCAUCCCAGUUUGAGGCUCACGCUGGAUGGGCAGCUAAAUGUCAACCCUAUCGUAAUAUAUAUACAUCCUCUGGAUUAACACUUCAUGACAUAGCCUUGAUGUUGGCAAGUGGCCAAAGUCUUCCAUCUAGGGGAAGUGAUGAUAUGUGUGCAGUAUGCGGAGAUGGUGCUUGUAUAGAUUUAGAGUGUCUCCCAGCAGAUGACUGGUAUUGUUCACAUUGCAAGGAUAGACUUAGUUCUGGUAGAAAAGCAUCUGCGGAAUCAAGAGCAAUUAUCCUUAGACUCAAGAGAGUGGUAAAGGCACCAGAAUUCGAGCCUGGUCACAGGACUUCAGUGCUGAAGUUUGAUGACCGAACAGUGAUAAUAUGUGAUCAAUGUGAGAAGGAAUACCAUGUUGGUUGUUUACGUGAGUUUGAGAUGUGUGAUCUGAAAGAACUUGAGGAUAAAUGGUUUUGUUGUGAUGACUGCUAUAAGAUUUUCGAAGCACUACAGAGUUUGGCUUCUGGUGAACCUGAGAUAAUUCCAGCCGCAGUGUCAUCUGCAGUAUAUAAGAAGCAUGCAACGAUUGGAUUGAAUUAUAGGUAUAUGAAUGAGAUCAAAUGGUGCAUUCUGAGUGGAAAAAGUCAAGCUCCGGGGCAUCUAAUGUUGCUCUCUCGAGCUGCAGCAAUUUUUCGCGAAUGCUUUGAGCCAAUUGUUGCAAAAUCUGGUCGGGAUCUUAUACCGGUUAUGGUGUAUGGAAGGAACAUAUCUGGGCAAGAGUUCAGUGGAAUGUAUUGUGUGGUUUUAAUUGUGAACUCUAUUGUUGUAUUAGCUGCUCUGCUCGGGAUAUUUGGAAAAGAUGUUGUUGAACUUCCAUUGGGCUAUUUUCAAGCUUUGUUCUCAUGCAUUGAGAGAUUCCUAUCAUCUAUGGCCGUGAAACAUUUGGUGCUUCCUGCUGCCGAGGAAGCUGAACCUAUGUGGACGAAUGAGUUAGGCUUCAGGAAAACGAGCCAUGAGAAAAUGUUGAAGUACACGAGAGACUAUCAGCUAACAAUUUUCAAGGGGACAUCCUUGUUAGAGAAGGAAGUACAUCUAGACCAUAGUGGACAAUUUUGA
This is a messenger RNA of Salvia hispanica, 2532 nucleotides long. The record is from RefSeq and is a predicted model, not a curated record. NCBI's taxonomy places the organism in Eukaryota, Viridiplantae, Streptophyta, Magnoliopsida, Lamiales, Lamiaceae.